Molecule: messenger RNA, 1842 nt
Organism: Naegleria lovaniensis
Lineage: Eukaryota; Heterolobosea; Eutetramitea; Acrasida; Naegleriidae
Exons: 1
Coding region: 1-1842 (613 amino acids)
Biological process (GO): regulation of DNA-templated transcription
Molecular function (GO): DNA binding
Source: RefSeq, a predicted model, not a curated record
AUGCCUUAUUCACAACCAUCUUCUUCUUCCUCAAAUAAUAAUAAUCGUUUUGUAUUUUCAACAGGUCUUGGACCCACUUCUACUUUGCAACCAUUACCUUCUGGAAAUCAUUCACUAAGCGCUCAACAACAACAUUCCAACUCGACUCAACAACAAGGAUUGGUUGCUUCGAACCAUUCCUUAACGAGUUCCAAUUUUAACAAUUCCUUUCCUCAACCUAAUGGUAAUCCCAAUCAAGGUUCCAUGAAUCCAAGUUCAAACACGACCUCCAUACAAAUGCAAUUUCAACAACAAUUGCAGCAAUAUCAACAACGAUUAUUGGCGAACAAUGUCAAUCCGUCACAACCAUCUUCAUCGAUGAAUGGAAAUUCCAAUCCUUCGACACAUGCCAAUUCGAACAAUAUUCAAGAAGAAGAAUUAAUGGAUUGGAUUAAUGAUGGAUCCACCUCUCGACUUUUACAACAAGAGUUACCACCUUUCGAAGAUUUUGAAUUUGGUUGGUUUAAUCAAUACGAACAAGACAAUCAAGCUGCUGCGACGGCUGCUGCUCAAAUGCUCAUGUCACAACAACUCUUGAACAAUGGAAAUGGUACCAUUAAUAAUGGAAAUUUGAAUUUACUUGCCACGAACACCAAUAAUGGACAAGGUUCCAUUCAAGUAAUGAAUCCAUCUAAUUAUGCAGCACUCAAUGCUCUUGCUGCUAAUAUUCAAGCUCAACAACAAAAUCCAAACCAACCCUUUGGAAUAUUAACAAAUCCAACAAAUGGAGAUGAACUUGCUGCUCAAUGGAAUCUUUCCAAUGAACAACAAAUGGGUGAUCUGAAUGAUCCACAAUCCAUACCUCUCAUGUACGAUGGUUUGAAAAACAUGUCCAACAAUGCAGCUGUGUUUGGAGGAAUGAGUUCACUGUACACCAAUCACACCAUUUCAACAACAGAAUCAAAGGGCAUGACAAGUAUCACUGCCUUGGCCAAUAGUUUGUCAUUCAAUGCUGAUAACUCACCCCAAGGAAAGAAAGGAAAGAAAAAUAAGAAGAAUGUGACAUCGACGAAUAGUGCACCGUCGAUGGAAUACAAUGGCCAACAAUCUCAAAUGGAUUCGAGUUGUCCACUUUAUGCCUCUUCUUCGUUUGACUCUUUUGUGGAUUCUCAAUUCGAGGGACAAAGUAUUUUGGAUUUGGAUGAAGACACACUCAGAGAUUAUGUCUACCUGUUAAUUAUUGGAGAGAAGCCAAAGAAAGGAAGUCGAUCAAAAUCACCAGCACCUUUUGAAGAAGAAGAUUUUUCAAAGCUGUUGGAUGCGAAAGCGAGACUUUGUGCGACUUUUGAGCAAUGUAGAAAGGAUAACAUGAGUGUUGUGAAUUCUUUUAUGAGUCAAUACACUCCAUCUUUGGACAUCAAUGCUGACAAUUCUCUUAAUAAUGACAUGAAGGAAUUGUUUGCAAAGGUGAAAUCUAAGUUGGAAAUGAAGAAUGAGACAAAUAAGAGACAUUGUGAACAAGUUUUGGUGAGAUUGUUGUCUGAAUGGGUUUCCGUGGCCAAGUCAAAUUCAAGAUCAUCAGAUCGAGCAAGUAGCAAUGAUUCUUCCAGCAACUCAAAGAAGAAACAAAAAAGUACUAACAGAAGACUCCCUAACGAAGCAAAGAAGAUAUUAGAGAAUUGGUUCUUGGAACACUAUAGGCAUCCUUAUCCAACCAAUGAAGAAAAACAAUGGUUGAGCGACCAAACUCAAUUGAAUCUGACACAAAUUAACAAUUGGUUUAUUAACAAAAGAGGAAGGUCAUUAAAAGUAGUGAAAGAAAAACUUAAGGGAGAGCAACAAAACUCUGACAGUGAAGAAUAA